Molecule: messenger RNA, 399 nt
Organism: Trichoderma gamsii
Lineage: Eukaryota; Fungi; Ascomycota; Sordariomycetes; Hypocreales; Hypocreaceae
Exons: 2
Coding region: 1-399 (132 amino acids)
Source: RefSeq, a predicted model, not a curated record
AUGUACGUCAAGGCUGUGGCCGCGGAAACGGCUGAAGGCUUGCCGCAGGGAGAGGGAGAGGGUGUGUCCGGUCCUUACGUCCUGUUUCAGCUUCCAGCAGGCCUGGUCUCUGGCUCCAAGUCUCAGUCGACUCGUCCAGAGCACCAGAAAGGGGAGCCCAUCGAUGCAUCAUCUCGCGGAUCUCCGAGAUGUCAAAGAGUCCCCUGUGAGGGAUCCCCAAGGUCACCGAAAAAGGUAUCUGCUGAGCCUUCGCGAAACAUUCUAGCCCUAGAAGUGGGACAGCAGGAUUCCUCAGUCGCAGAUCUACCACCACCGGCAACGGGCAAGCAGCAUCCGCGAAUUCGAAGCCCGAGCGACGAGCUAGCCUCAGCCGAAGAUCAAGGUAGUGGUUACGUAUAA